This is a messenger RNA of Olea europaea var. sylvestris, 506 nucleotides long. RefSeq names its product organic cation/carnitine transporter 7-like. Bases 39 to 491 code for a protein of 150 amino acids. Lineage: Eukaryota; Viridiplantae; Streptophyta; Magnoliopsida; Lamiales; Oleaceae. The record is from RefSeq and is a predicted model, not a curated record. The transcript has 2 exons.
AUAAAAAGAGAAGUUAUUGUGAAACAUACUUCAAAUCUAUGCUCGAACUCUUUUCAUCAAAUUUACUGGGGACUACACUUCUUUUGUGGCUUUUACAUUUUGGAUAUGCGUUUGCAUACUACGGAUUUCAAUUAUUGUUAUCUGAGUUGAGCAGUGGACAAAUAGAAUGUGGCUCAAUAACUAUCCAUUCCGAAAAUAUCCAAGAAUCUAGCCACUAUAUCGACGUAUUUAUUAAUAGUUUAGCAGAAGUUCCUGGGCUUAUUGUAGCAGCAAUUCUUGUGGAUCGGUUAGGUCGCAAGCUUACCAUGGAAAUUCUUACCAUUUUAGCUUUCAUCCUUGUUCUACCACUGCUUACGCAUCAAAAUGAGUUGGUUACUACAGCUUCUUUAUUCGGUGCUCGCAUGUUCGUUUUUGCGGCAACUUCAACUUUAACUAUCUACACAAAAGAGGUAUGUUUUAUUGUACCGUUCAAUAUAUUAUCGUUUAUUUAGCCUAGGGAUUCCAUU